Coregonus clupeaformis (lake whitefish) is the source of this 5062-nucleotide messenger RNA. RefSeq names its product zinc finger protein 721. Gene Ontology annotation, molecular function: DNA-binding transcription factor activity, RNA polymerase II-specific; RNA polymerase II cis-regulatory region sequence-specific DNA binding. The transcript is spliced from 7 exons. The record is from RefSeq and is a predicted model, not a curated record. Gene Ontology annotation, biological process: regulation of DNA-templated transcription. The coding region runs from base 179 to 4993 and encodes 1604 amino acids. NCBI's taxonomy places the organism in Eukaryota, Metazoa, Chordata, Actinopteri, Salmoniformes, Salmonidae.
CAGACGUUGGUUGCUUGCGGCCCAUUUAGGCGCUAAACUAGCUUCCGCAAUCUACACAGCGCAAAACUAGCUACAAUAGGACAAUUUGACUGAACAAGGAUAAACUAGGAAAAGCUACCUAACAUUGACACUCGGGUGGAAACGUUGGACGGAAAGACCGGCUUAGUCUCUUUCUAUUAUGGAUCAGGACUCUGAAGACCCGUCCAGCCCGUCUCCAUCCUGCUCCACUGAACCCCAACCCAUGGUGUCCCCUGGUCAUGAAAGUAACCAUGGUGACAAGGAGGAGGGUGACCAGGGUUGUCAGAAGAUGGUUGCCUUGAGCCUCGACUACGGUGGUGAAAUAAGACCAGGAAUGAAUGUUGCAGUCAAAGAGGCUGGCAUGUACUGGGCAUGGAAUUGUACUGGAGAGAGUUCCAAUACAAACUCUGGUAGCGAGUGGAAUCCUUCUGCAUCGGAACAACCGGGACAUUCUACAUCAGAACAACCGGAACAUUCUACAUCAGAACAACCGGGACAUUCUACAUCAGAACAACCGGAACAUUCUACAUCAGAACAACCUGAACAUUCUACAUCAGAACAACCGGAACAUUCUACAUCAGAACAACCGGAACAUUCUACAUCAGAACAACCGGGACAUUCUACAUCAGAACAACCGGAACAUUCUACAUCAGAACAACCUGAACAUUCUACAUCAGAACAACCGGAACAUUCUACAUCAGAACAACCGGAACAUUCUACAUCAGAACAACCGGAACAUUCUACAUCAGAACAACCGGAACAUUCUACAUCAGAACAACCGGAACAUUCUACAUCAGAACAACCGGAACAUUCUACAUCAGAACAACCGGGACAUUCUACAUCAGAACAACCGGAACAUUCUACAUCAGAACAACCGGAACAUUCUACAUCAGAACAACCGGAACAUUCUGCAUCAGAACAACCAGAACAUUCUACAUCAGAACAACCGGAACAUUCUACAUCAGAACAACCGGAACAUUCUACAUCAGAACAACCGGGACAUUCUACAUCAGAACAACCGGAACAUUCUACAUCGGAAGAAAAUGAAGAACCUGGAUAUUCUAAAUUAGGAGUACUUGAACAUUCUACAUCAGAACAACCUGAACAUUUGACAUCAGGAGAACCCGAACAACACCAGGAGAGGCACACACCAGCUCUGACAUCCCGCUGCUCAGUGUGUGGAAAAGACUGUAAACAUUUAUCAGCGCUAAAAGUCCACAGGAGAUCCCACACAGGAGAGAAGCCUUACUCCUGCCUUGACCGGGGCAAGAGUUUUGCUCAAAAUGGUACGCUGAAAGUCCACCAGAGGAUGCACACUGGGGAGAAGCCUUUCCUCUGCGCAGACUGUGGCGAGAACUACCAAACCAACGGGAAGCUGAUAGAGCACCAACGGAAACAUCACCCAGAGAACGUGAUCGACCCCUGGUGCACCGUGUGUAGACUAGCGUUCAGCUCUCAGCUCAAGCUGGAACGGCACCUGAAGACUCACACCGGGGAGAACCCUUACUGCUGCCCUUUCUGUAGCAAGAGGUUCUCCACCAAAUGGAGCAUGAUGCAACACCAGCAGGUCCACAGUGGAGAGAAGCCCUACUCCUGCUCUGACUGUGGCAAGCGCUUCACUCAUAGAUCCACUGUGUCGACGCACGAGAGGAAACACUGCAUUCACCGAAUCCGAGUGGAGCCCCCCUCCGGAACAGGACAACGGGAGAACAGCAAACCCAGGAAGACUUACUCUUGCUCGGAGUGUGGAAGAGUUUGCCUGACGUUAUCUUUUCUGCAGAUACACAUGAGAAAACACACGGGAGAGAAGCCGUACCACUGCCCCGAGUGUGAGAAGAAGUUCGCUACUAAAUCCCAAGUGAAAGCUCACCAGCGGACGCACACUGGAGCGAAACGGUUCUCCUGCCCCGACUGUGGGCAGGACUUUGCUUAUCUACGUGGUAUGAAAGUGCACCAGAAUAAACGGCACGCUGAGCAGAAUGCAACGUCGGACCAGCCUCCUAUCAAAACCCACAGCUGCUCAGUUUGUGGACGACAGUUUUCUGCCAGGAAUACUCUAGGAAGACACCUCCUGAUCCACUCUGGGGUGAAGCCGCACAAGUGUGCCGAGUGUGGGAGGUGCUUCGCUCAGAAGAACAACCUGAAAUCCCACCAGCUGACUCACACAGGAGAGAAGCCUUACAGCUGUGAUCAAUGUGGGAAGAGGUUCACUCGGAAAAGAGCUAUGAAAAUACACCAGCAGUCCCCCUGCGCUGUGAUAGAAGCAGAGACCAGCCACCAUGGCAGAAAAUCCAAGUUACAAACACCCAAGAAAUCACUUCAAAUUGAGGGUACCAAGAAAUCACCUACACUGGGGAGACCCAGGACAUCACCUACACUGGGGAGACCCAAGACAUCACCUACACUGGGGAGACCCAAGACAUCACCUACACUGGGGAGACCCAGGACAUCACCUACACUGGGGAGACCCAGGACAUCACCUACACUGGGGAGAUCCAGGAGAUCACCUACACUGGGGAGAUCCAGGAGAUCACCUACACUGGGGAGACCCAAGACAUCACCUACACUGGGGAGACCUAGGACAUCACCUACACUGGGGAGACCCAGGACAUCACCUACACUGGGGAGACCCAGGACAUCACCUACACUGGGGAGAUCCAAGACAUCACCAAGACUGAGGAGACCCAAGACAUCACUUACACUGGGGAGACCCAAGACAUCACCUACACUGGGGAGACCCAAGACAUCACCUACACUGGGGAGACCCAGGACAUCACCUACACUGGGGAGAUCCAGGAGAUCACCUACACUGGGGAGACCCAAGACAUCACCUACACUGGGGAGACCCAAGACAUCACCUACACUGGGGAGAUCCAAGACAUCACCAAGACUGAGGAGACCCAAGACAUCACCAAGACUGGGGAUACCCAGGACAUCACCUAGAAGGGAAAAACCAGAGAGAUCGGCUGCAGUUGGAAGACCUAACAGAUCUUGUAAAAUGAAGAAUCCAAUGAAAGUGCCUACAGAGGACAUGACGCCCCGCCAGUCCGAUGAUGAUGAUGAUGAUGCUGUAGACUGCGAUGUGGACGACCGGAAUUGGUUACCUAGCAAUGGACUAGAGGCGGAACCCAUGAGUCCCAGCCAAUCAGAUGAUGAUGACGCUGCAGACUGCGACCGAGAUUGGGAGGAGGGGGACAGGCACACCCCAGAGCAGAGGGAGAGUGGUGACACGUCUCUCUCACCUCCCUCCGCCCCCCUGAAGAGCUGGGGUCCUGCCUCUCCCAGUACCUCUCUACUCUGGGGUCUGAAGAGGCUGUCUGUGCGGCUGGUCGACUGCAGAAAAACACAGAACAACAAGGCAGACAGCUCUAAUGGUCGCUCGCUCAGUGGGAGGGGCUUGCCAUCUGGAAAGGCCCCAGGGUCGAAAGUGAUCCAGCGAUCAGUCGAUUUGGAGAAGCCUUACAGCUGUGAUCAGUGUGGGAAAGGUUUUCUUACUCCAGUAGGUUUAAAGUCACACCAGAUAGUACACUCAGGAGAGAAGCCUUACAGCUGUCGUGUGUGUGGGAAGAGUUUCGCUAGAUCAGGUGAACUCGUAGUCCACCAGAGAGUACACACUGGAGAGAAACCCUUUCACUGCUCCGACUGUGGAAAGAGCUUUGCUGCCAUUAGUUCGUUGAUAACCCACCGGCGAAGACACACAGGAGAGAGGCCUUAUAGCUGUGAUCAGUGUGGGAAGAGUUUUGCUCAAUCAACGGCUUUAAAAUGCCACCGGCGAACACACACAGGAGAGAAACCGUACAGCUGUGAUCAGUGUGGGAAGCGCUUUGCUCAUUCACAGCUGCUGAAAGCGCACCAGCGAAAACACACAGGAGAGGAACCCGAAACACCUUACAGCUGUGAUCAAUGUGACAAGAGAUUCACUAUAUUGAGCAAGUUGAAAAUACACCAGAGAAAACACACAGGAGAGAAGCCUUACCACUGUGAAGUGUGCGGGAAGAGUUAUAGGUUCUCUUGCAUGCUGACAUACCACCAGAAAUCACACACAGGAGAGAAACCUUGCAGCUGCGACGUGUGUGGGAAGAGCUUUGCUCAUUCAAGCACCCUGGCAAGCCACAAUCGUAUACACACUGGAGAGAAGCCUUUCAGCUGUAAAGUAUGUGGGAAGAGCUUUGCCCAGACAGCUACACUGGCGGGUCACCUGCGAACACACACUGGAGAGAACCCGGAUAACCCCGUGAGGAGGCAGAAGCAGAGUAGAAGAGGGGAAGAAGAUGGAGGAGAGGCGUCGUACCUCUGCAGCGACUGUGGGAAAUGUUUCUCCUCGUUAAGUAAAUUGAACGUACACCAGAAGACCCACACAGCAGUGAAGUCCCACCUCUGCAGCGACUGUGGGAAUAGCUAUUACAGUGCAUCACACCUUAGGGCGCACAUGAGGUCCCACACCGAAGGAAAACCUUACCUCUGCACCGAAUGUGGGAGGCGUUUCAAGCUCCCACAGACUCUGAAAAGACACAUGCUGACGCACACUGGAGAGAAACCCUGCCACUGCUCCAUCUGUGGGAGGAACUUUGCGCAUCACCACUCUCUGAAAAUACACAUGCGAACUCACACCGGAGAAAAGCCUUACAACUGCUCACAGUGCCACCAAAGGUUCUAUUCGUCAUGCAACCUGGUUUCUCAUCAGCGCGUACACUCUGGAGAGAAGCCUAAUCACUGCGUCGAUUGUGGGAAACGUUUUAGCUCUAGGUCGAACUUACGUGCUCACCAGAAGUCAUCACACGGCAUAGAAACUUCACCAAAAGGGAUAAAGCGCCAAAGACAAGCGCCAGCUGGGAAGACACCUCAUCACUGCUCUAAUUGUGGCGAACAGUUUAAGUCUUUGUCCAGCUUACAUGUUCACGAGAAAACUCACAGGAUAGAAAUCCCACACCAGAUGUUUCCUUAUCAACCCUGGAUGUAUGGAGAUCAUUACUGAAUUACUAUGAAGGCAUCCCAAAUGGCACACCUAUACAGUGGGGAGAACAAGUAUUUGAUACACUGCCGA